This is a messenger RNA of Odontomachus brunneus, 2244 nucleotides long. It is a transcript of the gene Pex11ab, whose product is annotated as peroxisomal membrane protein 11B. Gene Ontology annotation, biological process: peroxisome fission; regulation of peroxisome size. NCBI's taxonomy places the organism in Eukaryota, Metazoa, Arthropoda, Insecta, Hymenoptera, Formicidae. The coding region runs from base 335 to 1018 and encodes 227 amino acids. Gene Ontology annotation, cellular component: peroxisomal membrane. The record is from RefSeq and is a predicted model, not a curated record. The transcript is spliced from 3 exons.
AUCAUGACUAUUUAUUAAAGAGCUCGAUUGCUGUGUUUCCAUUGGUUAAUCUGAUAGUGCUAAUUACUCUGCAUAAUUUUUUUCCAAAGUACACAUUCCAACACGACUUUGACCGGCAUAUAAUAGUAAUGCGCAAAAUAAUUACAGCAAAAGUAAAAAGAAAUUACGGUAAGGCGCCUGUUUUAGAUUUGUUUGAUUUGAAUUGUUCAAACGCUUUCUGGAAUUUGAAAGAUAACAGAUAAUAUUCAUUUGAAUUAUCAGCUCACUUCGUUUUUAUUUGAUGCUAUUUAUUUAACUGUAAGUUGAAGUGACUUGAAACUUUUUGGUAACAAUCAUGGAUAUUGUGAUAAAGUUAAACAAUCAAACUGCAGGGAGGGACAGACUAAUACGAUUGCUGCAAUAUGGAUGUCGUGCUUCUUCAUACUAUGCAGAAAAUACACAUUGUACAAAACAGGUAGAAAUUUUGAAGAGUUUGGAAUUUACCUUCAGUUCAUUCCGAAGAUUACUGCGCUUUGGAAGAUGUUUGGACAGUUUAUAUCAAGCUUUGGAAAUGACAAAAUAUUCCGAGCUGGUGGUGAGGAUAACAUUAACUAUGGCAAAGUUAACAAAUGCGAUGUAUCUACUGGCAGAUCAUCUGAUCUGGAUAGGCAGAAUGGGUAUUAUGCAAGUGAAUCUGACAAAGUGGAACAGAGCUGCAAAUAGAUACUGGCUAGUGAGCAUUAUUAUGAAUUUAGCAAGAGACACUUACGAAAUCGUUAAGAUUUUCGAGCAGGAGCGAGUGUGCUCACGAAUGCAAAGUUGCAAUACACUUAAAUGGAAUUAUAUACCAUUCUGUCUGAAACUACACAAGACAGUGGUAUUGGACACCAUUAAGAAUGGAUGCGAUUUAUUUAUUCCAUUAACAGCGUUGGGUCAUGUGAAAUGUACUUCGGGCACAGUAGGUAUAUUUGGCAUAAUUUCCUCGUUAAUCGGUUUGUACACGAUCAUUGACCCGUAUUCUAAGAUAUGCCCUUCUUAGUAUUGGGAUGGAGUAUUUUCUAAUAUAUAUAUACAGGGUAUCUUUCUAUAACGAUACAUAAACUCUCGUGUACAUGAAUGUAAAUGAAGCCAAACUGAACAAAAGUUUCAUGUAAGAUUCCGAGUUAUUAAUUAAGAAAGAUUGGCGAAUGAUACGCGCAGAAUACGGUACAAGAUGUGACAGUAAGUAUAUUUUGCGUUGCGUGCUUGUAAAUUAGGCCAAGCUGCACAAAAAGUAUUAUUUUGCAAAUAACUACAUAUAUUUUUGAGUUAUUAAUUCAAGGAGAAAUGGUGAAUAAUCACGCACGAUCGUUUGCAGUCUCUUUUAAUUAAUUAAAAAAGUUGUAUGUCAUUGUUUGCAAAAUAAUAAAGGAACUUUUUCUUCAGUUUAAUCUACACAUACACGGGAGUUUUGUAUAUAUAUAUAUAUGGUCGAACUAUACUUGUAUAUGGCAGUGUAUAUGUAUAUAGUCAAACUAUACCUGUAUAUGUCAUCGUCAGACUGCAUCUGUAUAUGUACUAAGGUUCCUGUGGCAAUGGUAUUCUGUAAAAUAUUAGCAAUACUUGGCGAUAUUUUUGUAUAUCCUAAAUUUAAAUUGUUAAAAAGUAUCACUUGCGAUAACUACAACGAUGACACAUCAGAUCGAUAUUAUUCAACAUUCCGGGUAAUCGUGCAGAGUAUUACAUCAACUUAGUACUAGUCCUGACUCACAAUAGGUGUGGUAAGUUUUUGUUGUAAGGCCAAACGUAAUUUCUAGCAAAAGACCGCUCUGUCAGUAACACUUAAAAUUAUGGAUUACAAUUGGUAGUACAAAAAACAUGUUUUGCCAGAAAUUGUUACAUUUUUUACUUUUGAACAAAAGAUUAAACUUACUACAGCUAUUGUGUGGACUUAACUGGACGUAACUGAUACCGUUCAAUUCGAUGUUCUAUAAUAAUCGAGUUAGUGUCAAAUACCAAUGAUAAAAUAUACCCUUGUUGGUUCGUUACUGUCUCAAAGAUUUUUGUAUUUGAAUUAUCUAGAAGAUACUAAAUGUUUUUAUAGUAUUAAAAGUUUGUUUAUUAAAGUUAUUAAAAUCUUACUAAAGUUAUUUAUCAAAAACAAUUUAAUAAAUUUAUUAAAUAAAUCAAAUUGGACGAAAUAUCAUAUUAUCGUAAUAUAAGAAUGAAACUGACUAACUACCGAACUAAUGAUUGUAAAAAAUAAUAAUUUCCAAUUUGCAUUUA